Molecule: messenger RNA, 2188 nt
Organism: Lycium ferocissimum
Lineage: Eukaryota; Viridiplantae; Streptophyta; Magnoliopsida; Solanales; Solanaceae
Product: protein TPX2-like
Exons: 17
Coding region: 246-1715 (489 amino acids)
Biological process (GO): mitotic spindle assembly; regulation of mitotic spindle organization; activation of protein kinase activity
Cellular component (GO): nuclear microtubule; mitotic spindle
Molecular function (GO): microtubule binding; protein kinase activator activity
Source: RefSeq, a predicted model, not a curated record
CUUCUUCUGAACACUAUCAGACUCGCCGCUACCCCUACACUGGUAAAUAGUAGUAUUUUUUCUCUGUCUUUUCUGUUUUCUCAUCCCAAAUCUCCAUAUAAUAUUGUUCCGUCUCUUCUAAUUCUUCACGUUUUUCAAUGCACUGACUAGAAGACCUAGGUCUAUUUUUCUUCUUCUCCAUUAUCAUCGAUUCCAGUGAUCACAAUCGCUGUGUGAGAAAUCACGCUGAGUGUGUGUGUUUGAAAAUGGAGGAAGAGAUGGAGGAUAUGAUUGAGUAUACGUUUACGGCUGUUGAGAUUGAUCUCGAUUAUGAGUUUGAUGCGCCUCGUUACUUUGAUUUUUGCUGUGAGGAGACAUUGUUUGUGAGGAGUCAAGCUGAGUGUUGGUUUGAAACUGCUGGAAGCUAUCCUCCUUCUCCUUUUGUCACUAGGUUGAUUUCGAAGGAGGACGUUUUGCUCGAAAGCAUUAAUGUUUCUCCGAAAUCCAAAGUUGAGAACAUGAGUUUGUCAGAUAACGAUUCUGAUAUUGAGAUCGAGCAAGAGGUUCCUGCUCUGAUAAAAGAAGGUGAGAGCAACAAUGCAGGAAUUUCCGCUAUUAGCAAUGCCGAGAAACUUUUAAAUCAACUGAGACAGCUACCUUCAGGGCUGACUUUCUACAAUCACAUGGCUAAAGGUGCCACAAAAGGUAAAACCAGGUGCUCUUCGAAGCCAUCUUGUCCCAGGAGCUCAACCCUCAUGAAACCAACUGCAAGUCACUUAGCCAAACAAAAUCUAUCUCGUCCAAUUGGUGAAUCAAGGUUACCGACAUUUUUGGUUGAGAAAAAUGGAACAAAUUCAACUGUAAUCGAGACUCAAGCUGCCAAGAGACAAAAGCUUGAGAGUGGUCAUCUACGGAAGGUAUCAUUUGUUGCCGAAGCGAAGCCUGUAUUUAGUUUUGUUCACAAGGAACCUAAGCGAGACGGAAAAUUUGAUGGCAGCAACACUACGGCUAAGCCCAGGAUUACUAUUCCUAGAGAGCCUGAGUUUCAAACUACUCAUAGAGCACAAAGAGCAAGGCCAAAAGUUAGUGAACAAGCAGAAAAUUUUCCGCCGACAGCUUUCCGUAGAUUCAAAGCUCUUCCACUAAAUAGAAAGAUUUUUGAAGGUCCUUCUUUGCCUCCAAAAAGAAGCAAUCCACAACUUCCACAGUUUCAAGAAUUUCACCUGAAGACGUCAGAGAGAGCCGUGCAACAUCGUUCAGCAGUUCCAACUUCUGCUGCCAAUUCUUCUACCACUGAUAAGGUGUUGCAGAAAACCAGUACUAAGUCAACCAUGGAAUGUGGAAAUAGAGAAUUCAGAAGAGUCAAUCAUGUAGAGGCUCCAAAGCAAGAAGAAUCUGUGUCAACCUACAACUUCAAAGCUCUCCCCCUCAAUAAAAAGAUCCUAUCAAGUAAAGGAGACAUUGGAGUGUUCCGAAACACCAAAAGGGAAACCACAGUGCCAAUGGAGUUCAAUUUUCAUACUGUAAAGAGAAUUCAUCAAAAUCCGCCAAUUGAUCUGUUUAAUAAGCUCUCUCUUACAUCUGAGCCCCAACCAGCUGGCGAAGUGCAGUUGAAAGCACAAAGACCAUCCUGCCUUCGGUCAAAGGGCUCUAAAGAAAAUAGAUGGGCUUAUUUCCAACAAAACCAUGAGGUAAGCUUUGUUUAUUCCGUGGUUGCUAGCUUUUUCCAUUUUUAAUCAUGCUUCUAAUAGGUUUUUCAAGCAGCAAUUUUUUCAGCGUUACAAUUAGGAUGAACUUUAAUCAGCUUGUAAAAUUCCUCUUUUAAGAUGAUAGUACACAUGGAGAAGGGAAAAAUAGCUGAUCUCAAAAGCAAAGCCAAUUCAGUUCGGUAGUGAUAUGGAAUAACUGAAGUUUGUCAAGUCUCUAACACCAUCAACAGGAGUUUGGGCAUUUUUAGGGACAAAAUGCAACACAUUUUUUGAUGUCGAUGAACACCUUUUUGCUUGAUUCAAAAGGCAGACUGAGACGAUGCAGCGAUGCCAGUACAUAACAAUUGUCUGAAACUGUCAAGUGCAUUCGGAUAUAUAGCAGCUUUAUAAUUUAUAUGUAAAAAUCAAUUUCUUCACAUGUAAACCGUCAGAUACAAACAACAAUGUUAAUCACCAUGUUAUCAUGUGAAUAAAAAAAUGAGCAAGUGUUGUUUAGUGGG